GGGGAAGGGGCUGGCCGCCGCCAAGGGCGGAGGCUGGAAGAGAGAGAGAACUAGGCUUUGGGACUCCAGACCAAGGCCAAGGCCAAGAUUGCCAAAACCGAGGGAGGCAUGCGGGGCGCGGGGCCAGGGGAGAGGGCGCGGGAAGCCCGGGAGGCUGUGGCCGAGUGCAGGGCGGCGUACGAAGCGCUCAACAGGUUCACUGCGAGCUACAGGCAGUUGGUGCUGGGAGUGGGCAGCUCGGCUGACGGGAGGAGGCUGCGCCGGGCUCUGGAGGAGAGCGGCCGCAGGGGCUUCGAGCUGAGUCUGGGCCUACGGAACCAGCUUUUGGCCGAGCUCACAGAACCAGGGGGCAGGCAGGAGGAAGAGAUGAAGAUGGAGCUGGAGCGGAUCUGGGUGCUCUGUCUGUCUGCCCUGGAAAUUUUCCUGCAGGAUCUGGGUCGGGCCCAUUACCUCAGCCAGCUUUUUCCCUUGCCAUCUCUGGCCUCAGGGACCCAGUUGGUCAAUACUGGAGUUACAUCCUUUGGGCCUAAGGGAUGGAGCCUGAGACGGCCCAGUGGGAAGGCCUCUGAAAGAGCUAGGGAGCUGCCUGAAGAGCUGGCCCACUGGGGGCAACGCCUGGAAGAGAUGCUCUUGGAGAUGGAGACUAAGGUCAAUGUACCUGUGUGGAGUGUGGAGGCCACAGUGGGUGAUCCUGGAGCUGAAGAACCCAGCCCUGAGGGCUCAGCUGGGAGGGGUCCUCAGGGAUGCUGUGCCCGGGCUCCACUCAGGCUUCAAUCUCAUUGUAUAGUGGCAUGAAGGAAUCUAGGCUUAGGGCAGGGACAGCUUCCCCACUUCCCCUUGAGAGGUCAGUAGAUGUCAGUCUUCUACACCAGGGGAACCACUUUCAACAUAAGGCUAAGUCACUUUCUUUCCCAGUUCAAAUCCCAGCAGGAUGUGUGACAACCAGAGGGCAUUAAAAGAAAAAUAAGUCUCUUACCCCAAGAGUAAGGCUGAAGUGCAGCUACAAAUAUGAAACAGCUGGGGGACAGGAUAAUAGUGAAGAAACACUACAUUGUAGAAGACCCAGCUUCUAGGUCCAUUGAUUUAGCUAUGUCUGGCUCUCGCUUUCCCCAUCUGUGGUAGAGGAUUGGUUUGGACCAGCUGAUCCAGUUCCAGGAUUCCUUCUAAUUCAAAACAUUCCAUGGCCUAUGUUCUAAUGUCCUCCCUAGCUCUGACACUGUAUACUGCUAGAGAGACUAGCCCAGACUCUGGGGAAUUGUUUCCUCUAGGCCCAGGCUCAGCUUACAGCUCCCUCAGUUCCCCAUCCUGUCUCAGAGAGCCAAACAACACAACAGCUUAAAAAAAAACAACAAAACUUUAUUUAUUUAUACAUUAAUGUUGAGGGCUAGACUGGAGCUUAAGAAAAAAAAAGAAAAGAAAAACAGUCUAUGAUACAGAGUCCUGAACAGAAGGGAGAAGAGGAAGAAGACAGGUUAUGAAGAAGGGAAAAAGACACACACACACACACAUACACAUAGACACAAGAUGAGGGAAGGUAGGCUGGGCAGCCAGGGUCAGGGCUCUUGGCUAGUCACCUGCUUCAUGUAGGUUUCCAGCAGGUACUUUUUAAAGGCUGGGGAGAGAACAGGAUGAGUAGGUAAGCAAGUGGCCUGGGGGUUUCCAGGGACAUGCCAGUGUUUUGGCAAGCCCCCAAAGGGUUAACAUUAAAUCCAAUAGUUUUAGAAAUGAGGUAGUCUGGCCCUUUUUCCAAUUUCUUCCUUGAUCCUAGACUGCCCCCUUUCCUUCUAAUCAUUUCUAGGGGAGCUGCCAGCAUUAGGGGUGUUGUGUCUGUACCCUGCCUUUACCCAAAAUCUCCUGGUGAGCUACUAGAAUUAGUUCUCUUCCUAACCAAAGUCCAAGCUGUCUCUCCCAAGUUUCUUUCUGUUCCAUUCACUUAAAGAGUAUAUAUAUUUUAGUUAAAAGCUUUCCUGGGAUUUUUGCAACAGCUAUUCUUAAAAUACCACCAUGGGGAGAUUUAUCCUUCUAGCCAUUCUAAGGACAAGGAGUUGGAUCUAUAGAGGGUAGGAUUUUUUCAUUUUAAAUCCUCUAGGGAAAAGGCUGGAGUUCCUGUUUUAGCAGAGGACCUACCUGUAGGGUUUGUCCAAAGUUCAGCAGCAUGUGUGUUCAAUGGGCUGUCAAUGUUGGGUUCUGUAGGUGGAGACAACACAUUAGGAAGGAAAGUCCAGAAAAACAACUGUCAGGGAAAUUGGAGUUCUGUGGGAACCAGGCUCAGAUGCGCAGUAAUUAAGGUUAGGUUAGAUGGCUUCUGACAUUCUGUGUUCUAUGGUCCCUUCUAAACAGGGCAUUCUGUAUGUUACGAGAUGGUAAAAAGUAGAGUAAAGGGUAAUCCUAAACCUCAGAGGAAGGUCAGGGGUGAGGGCAGGGGAACAAAGGAAAUCCCAAAGAGCUAGCAGGCAUCACCUCCCAGCAGGCUCUGGAUAGACAGCAGGAUGGUCCUGACAUCAUACAGAGCUGACCACUUGUCCUUGAGGAUGUCCAAACAGAUAUUGCCUUGGGUGUCCACAUUAGGAUGGUAACAAGGUGUGACAAAUUUCACAGUGGGAGCAUUAUAUGGAUAGCCGCUGGGGAACUCCAGGGAGAGCUUGUACCUUAAGUCUUCAUAUACCUGGGGAGGAAGAAGCACCCAGAUAAAUUAGCAAGUGGAAUUAUGAUGGGCUUGAGGGGACAAGUAAGCUACAAGAGGCACUUAACACUGGAACAGUCAGAAGGCGCGAGUUUUAGUCCCUCUUUUGCCCUAGUUCAUGGGCAAGUCAGCUUCAGUUCUUCAUCUAUGAAAUGCUAUUACGAUAUGCCCUUCCUAGUUCACAGGGCUGUAGAGAUGAUCAGUUGAGUCAGGGGAUGUGAAAACUCCUGACUUACAAAUUGUAAGAGAUUAUCACUAUUUUGGGGGGCCUGGGGUUUUUUCAUCUACCCCUCAAGGGAUUCCUCUCACCCAAAUCCUCAGUUCAUCACCAUAACAAAGCAAACUCCACCAUGUCCUGCCCAUUUCCAAUCCUUGAUACUCACUGUCCCAGCUGCCCCAUGGAUGGUCCCAACCCACUUGAAGAGAUUGUCUGACUCUGGGAAAGCAGAAAUUCCUUUGUCUCCAGACAUCUGCAGAGGAAGAAUAAACCUUUUCUGGGGUGGGUUGCUAAGCAUGCAACUUUAGAUGAUCCCUAAGGUCCCUUCCAAGACUCUGUGCCUCUAAAGGGGAGGGGAGAAUAGUUGGGUGAAAAGGCAGCAGCCUAAAGCCAUACUGUUUUGCUUAUUGAUGACCCCAAUAAAAUACUCCUAACUUG
Messenger RNA from Trichosurus vulpecula (common brushtail), 3338 nucleotides. RefSeq names its product regulator of G-protein signaling 9-binding protein-like. Bases 109 to 795 code for a protein of 228 amino acids. Gene Ontology annotation, biological process: G protein-coupled receptor signaling pathway. Lineage: Eukaryota; Metazoa; Chordata; Mammalia; Diprotodontia; Phalangeridae. Gene Ontology annotation, cellular component: neuron projection. The transcript is spliced from 2 exons. The record is from RefSeq and is a predicted model, not a curated record.